This is a messenger RNA of Suillus clintonianus, 1191 nucleotides long. RefSeq names its product carbohydrate esterase family 4 protein. The record is from RefSeq and is a predicted model, not a curated record. Gene Ontology annotation, molecular function: hydrolase activity, acting on carbon-nitrogen (but not peptide) bonds. The transcript has 17 exons. Gene Ontology annotation, biological process: carbohydrate metabolic process. NCBI's taxonomy places the organism in Eukaryota, Fungi, Basidiomycota, Agaricomycetes, Boletales, Suillaceae. Bases 200 to 1120 code for a protein of 306 amino acids.
GCGACGUUCAACUGCAACGAAUCGGCGAACAGAUGCGCUAGUUUCAGCCGAACGUUUGCAAUUUGUGCGAUUGCAGCAGCACAAUGCAAAUUCUCGAAUUCAAUCAAAACUCGAGACCCACGCUCUUGAGUAAGCAUCUGCCGCACCUCCCGUUGCCGGUCCUUGGCAAGGGUCAUGGGACUCAAGCCACGAAUACCUAAUGCCUAGAAAAGUUCUCGUUGGAUUUGGCGUAGAUGUUGACGCUGUGGCUGGCUGGCUUGGAUCCUAUGGAGGAGAAGACUCUCCGUUAGAUAUUUCACGAGGAAUGUACGCGGGAGAAGUUGGAGUCCCUCGUCUUCUGAAGUUGUUUGAUAAGUAUAAGAUCAAAACAACCUGGUUCAUCCCCGGUCAUAGUUUGGAAACAUUUCCGACGCAGAUGGAAGCAGUUCGGGAUGCCGGUCAUGAAAUAGGUCUUCAUGGAUAUUCCCAUGAGAACCCUGUCUCUAUGACUCUGGAACAACAACGUGACAUCUUGGACUACACCUACAAGCUUCUCACUGAUUUCAAUCAUGGUGUUCCUCCAAAGGGCAGCGUCGCCCCUUGGUGGGAAACCAGCAAGGAGGGGACGACGCUAUUGCUAGAAAAGGGCAUCGAAUACGACCACUCCAAUAUGUCCCAUGAUUCGCAGAUGUAUUAUCUUCGCGACGAAGAUACAUGGACGAAAAUCGAUUAUCAGGCGAAAGCUCACACGUGGAUGAAGCCACUGCAAAAGGGCAAGGAGACGGGACUCGUCGAGAUUCCUGCUAACUGGUACCUCGAUGAUCUUCCUCCAAUGAUGUUCAUUAAGUCAAGCUCAAACUCGCAUGGUUGGGUCAAUACUCGAGAUGUCGAGCAGCUUUGGAAAGACACUUUCACGUACCUGUAUAGAGAAGAGGAGAAUUUCGUAUUCCCCCUCACGAUCCACCCGGACGUCAGCGGUCGUCCACACGUACUUCUUAUGCUGGAGCGUUUCAUUGAAUGGGUCAAUACCCACGAUCACGUACACUGGGUAACCUUACACGGGAUGUCUCAAGAGUUUAGAGCCAGAGAAGCACCAGUUCCAGGUGCCGUAAUGCCUAAAGGCUUCGCACAGCGUCUGUGAAAUCCUGUACAUCGUGUCGAGACUUCUUCACGUGGAUAAAUAUUGAAUGACAUAUAUCAGCGUUCUAUCAA